This is a messenger RNA of Gloeophyllum trabeum ATCC 11539, 561 nucleotides long. RefSeq lists its product as uncharacterized. Lineage: Eukaryota; Fungi; Basidiomycota; Agaricomycetes; Gloeophyllales; Gloeophyllaceae. The record is from RefSeq and is a predicted model, not a curated record. The transcript is spliced from 3 exons. Bases 1 to 561 code for a protein of 186 amino acids.
AUGCUGACAGUCAUCGACAUCCUCUUCACGAAGGUUGAGGCUACUUGCCUCAGUAGUCCACAGGCCAUGUCGUCCCCGAUUAAUGCAGGAGCGAAACGUAUAACUGACCCCGAUGAAGAUCCGCAGCGUCCAAGAGCUAAUCCUCACAUCCAUCACAGGAACUUAGGCUUCAAUUGCUUGGGAGCUGCCAUCCCGCGUAUUGACAGCGUCUCUGAGGCAUUGCCUGCCUUCGAGUGCCGCGAGGCUGCACUGUACGAAGAAACCACACAGGAGGAGAAGAGGAGCAUGCUAACCGAGCUCACGAAUCUCCCCGACGGAGAAGAAGAUUUAGUUGCAACCGUCGUCCAUCCUGCGAUCCGAGAGAUGAAAGCAAGACCUCAAAUUACGAGCAGCCUCGAAGUCGGAACGUCCAAUACCUCGCCUACUACGUCUGACGACUUCCUCCCCACCACACCGACUGAUGACGACGGCGCUUCCACCGUUGUGGGCAGCGGAAACUCAUACGUGGUUCACAGGACUAAGGGCGACGUCGGUCGGAACCACUCGCCCCAUGACGCCUGA